AUGACUGAAUUGCCCUUAUUAUGUUUGAAAACUGAGGAGAUGGAGAAAGGGAGAAAUCACCUCCUCUUGGCGAAAGCAAUCCCCCCAUUUGGCGAAACCGAAUCCCCCUACUUGAAGAAACCAAUCCUCACACUCGGCAAAACUAAAUCCAAAUUUUGUGUGACAAUUCAAAAUAAUGUUCCCUUAAUUCUCUCCCCCUUAUCCUUCUUCCUUGUGGCGCCACCGCACGACGCGGAUGGCACUUCUCUCCUCCAUGGCCUUCGCUUCACCUUCGAAGUUCACACUUCUUCGCUCUUUUCAUUCUCAUCCUCCUCUUCUUUCUUCUUCUUCUUCUUCCAUCUCUUCACUUUUCUUCGCUCUGCUUUUUCUGUUCCUCAACGUUUCCACAAAUUUCCGCUCAAUACGGCAAUCCGAUGUGCUGAAAGAGAUGUGGCCUCAACUAAGCCGGGUUUUGAUCCCAAGGCUGGUGUCGCUGUUUAUAAACCCAAAUCCUAUGAAGUUCUCGUCACUGAUGCUGCGAAUUCCCUCGCUUAUGCUCUUGAAGACGGAAAAUCUCGUCUUGAGAUUGAUUUCCCGCCUCUGCCCAGCAACAUUUCGUCUUAUAAGGGGUCUUCAGAUGAAUACAAUGAUGCAAACAUUCAACUUGCCUUGGCUGUUGUGAGAAAGCUCCAGGAAAAGAGGGAGACCAGAGCUUGCAUAGUAUUCCCUGAUAAACCAGAAAAAAGAAGGGCCUCUGAGUUGUUCAAAGCAGCUUUGGAUUCAAUUGAUGGCAUUACCAUAGGUUCCCUAGAUGACGUGCCUGGUGGACCUAUCACUUCGUUUUUCAGAUCUGUUAGAGACACCCUUGAUUUUGACUUUGAAGAUGAGAAUGAAGGUCGUUGGAAGUCUAGUGAGCCUCCUACGCUAUACAUAUUUAUUAAUUGCAGCACGCGAGAUCUUGCUUACAUAGAGCAGUAUGUGGAAAAAUUUGCUAUUUCAGCACCAACACUUCUAUUUAAUCUUGAACUAGAAACCCUACGUGCUGACUUAGGCCUUCUGGGCUUUCCACCUAAAGAUUUGCACUACCGAUUUCUUUGUCAAUUUACUCCAGUGUUCUAUAUUCGAAUCAGAGAAUAUUCAAAGACAGUUGCUGUGGCUCCUUAUAUUGUCAAUUACAGUGGAGCACUGUUUCGUCAGUAUCCUGGUCCUUGGCAGGUGAUGCUUAAGCAAGCAGAUGGGUCUUAUGCUUGCGUAGCUGAGAGUGCAACCCGCUUCACCCUUGGUGAAGCCAAAGAUGAAUUGUUGAGGGUCCUAGGACUUAAAGAGGAAGAGGGCAGCUCUCUAGAAUUUCUUCGAAAAGGCUACAAGUCAAGCACAUGGUGGGAAGAAGAUGUUGAGCUAGAAGCAUCUUCUGCAUGGCGGGGUUGAGCAUCAUAGUCCUGAAGCAGGUUCAAGAUCUUACUGGAUCCGCUCAACCUUAUUUUGAAUGAUUAUGUAUUCUCCAAAAGCACAACCUUUUCUUAUCUUGUAUAUUCUUUGAUGUAAUAUUUCAUAUGCCUCUUUUGUUGUUUGAAACUUCUGCCACCAGCAAUUGUGCCCAAGAAAACCCGGAACCAAUUUGCUGGAAAUCCGGUCAACAUAUGUAAUAUACAACCCAAUUUAUAUGAAAAGUCAACCCCAAUGCAAUGCUAUAUGCGCAUUUUUAUCUUA
This is a messenger RNA of Neltuma alba, 1689 nucleotides long. Its product is annotated as protein LOW PSII ACCUMULATION 3, chloroplastic-like. The record is from RefSeq and is a predicted model, not a curated record. Bases 1 to 1407 code for a protein of 468 amino acids. Lineage: Eukaryota; Viridiplantae; Streptophyta; Magnoliopsida; Fabales; Fabaceae. The transcript is spliced from 13 exons.